Argiope bruennichi is the source of this 2076-nucleotide messenger RNA. Its product is annotated as thioredoxin-related transmembrane protein 2 homolog. Gene Ontology annotation, molecular function: oxidoreductase activity, acting on a sulfur group of donors, disulfide as acceptor. The coding region runs from base 250 to 951 and encodes 233 amino acids. The transcript is spliced from 7 exons. NCBI's taxonomy places the organism in Eukaryota, Metazoa, Arthropoda, Arachnida, Araneae, Araneidae. The record is from RefSeq and is a predicted model, not a curated record. Gene Ontology annotation, cellular component: cytoplasm.
UGAUAUAAAAAAACAUUUUUGUAAACUCUAUAUCAAUUCCGUUGGUGUUCCAUGUGUUUCUGAAAAACAAUAGGAGGAAAUACAGAUGAUUUAUUGAUAAAAUCUCAAUAAAGUAUAAACAAAAUUAGGUCGGCCAUCGCAUUCACGAGUGAAAAUGUAUUAAAGAUUGCCGAUUCUAACGGCACUACUUAAUUCUUUAUUAUAUUAUAUAUAAAUAUAUAUAUUGUAAUAGAAAUACAACUUUUUAAAAUGGUUAUUAUUACAGUAAAGGAACUAAAACGACUGAUUCAUCCUCAUCAUAUUUUAAAUUUUAUUUUAGCUUGUUCAUAUUUAUUCACAAAACUUGUUCGACCGUUUUGCACAAUAUUAUACCCUAAAUCAGGAUGUGAGCUGGAAUUCAAAGAAACAGAGAUACUGAUAUUUCUUGCUGUGAUAGUUUUUUUGCGGACAAAAAAGAGAGGGGCUGUUCAAAUGAUACCAUACCUCACAUCUUUAUGCAUGUAUGCAAAAUUAGCCAAUAUUGCUCUGUUCUUCUACUCUGAUCCACGAUUUGGUGUAAUUUAUGGUGUUCUGUGUUUAAUUCAUCUUUUGCUUCUACCUGAACCAACAUAUGAAGGACCAGAAAAUGUUGUAUACUUCACUGGACCAAACCUGGAGGAGGAGUUGAAAAGAGACACAAGAGUGACCUGGCUCGUUACAUUUUAUACUGUCUGGAAUUCAAACUGCGUCAACUUUGCACCAAUUUUUGCUGAGAUGUCUGUUAAAUAUGGAUUAGAUAACUUGAAAUUUGGGAAACUUGAUGCAACAAGAUAUCCAGAAGUGGCUGAAAAAGGAAAAGAGUUAUUAAUGGAACGAAGAUUCAUCAGCAACCUUGAAUUAGCAGCUCUGGGAAACGAUUUCCAUCAAGAGUUCACCUAUUUUAUUAAAUCAAAUAAAGGAUUAUUAGGAUGAGCAUGUGUUAUCAAUAUUAUUUUUAGAAACCUCAUAUCAUUUCAGAAGAGGCAAACAAAUAAAGAAUAAAAACUUAAAUGAAGCUCAAGACAGCAGCAGGUACAGAGUUGAUAAGUAAUAAAAAAUUUAUUGAUGAAGUUGAAAUGUAACAGCAUUUGAGAGUAUUGCAGUGAUUUAUCAAAAUCAAUUCAUUCAAGAAGAAAUACAUUUUGUACGAAUGAAUAAAUAUUAAAUAUAUUAGUGCAUGUAAAAUGUAAUUGAUUGAAAAAAUUAGUAAAAGAUUUUACUUGUUGUUAGCUACCUGAAAAAUAAACGGAAUUCAGAGUAGACAUAGAACAAUAUAGAAAUUAGUUAAUUUGUUGACCUUCCAGAUAAAUAACAUGCUUCAAGAUAGAAUAUCAUUCAGUAUAAGAUAUUCAUUAAUAAUUUUCAUCAAAUCAAAAUAUGAAAAUACGUGGUUUUUUCCCCCUCCCUUUUUUACAUAUGUAAAUUGAAUUUAAACUUCAAGAUUACUCAUGAAUAAAAAGUUUGAGUUCACAGAGAGCAAAUGCAUCGAUUUUUUAUUGUUGUUGCUGAAGCUUUAUUAAAAAGGCACAUAUUACGAAACGAUAAAAAAAAUUUGAAUAUUAAAAAAAUAAUUUUAAUAUGACUUUGAUCUAGCUUUUUGAUAUGGUCUUUGUGCAAGAAAUGAUGAAAUAAUUUAAUCCAUAGAAGGCUAACAGUGUGAUACAUUCCAUUUCUUCUCUCUCUUUAGCAGCUCAUUUUUAAAUUUCUUUAUUUUAAAUAUCAUAUUUAGCUUUAUAUAUUGAUUUUACUAUUUACAUCCGAACAAGAAUCCAUAUUGCAUCUAUCCUCUUGAUCAUACAAAAUUCUGCUUUCAUAACCCAUUUCAUCAAAACAGACAUAUAUUCAUUGCAAUUAAGAAAAUCUGGAAUCAUUUGUUUUCAUUAAUUUGUUCAGACAUGGUAGUUCAUUUUCUGAAUCAUUUAUAUUGAAGUAAUAAUUUUUCAUUAAUGUUUUGAUUAAUUUUUAAACCAUUUAAUGGAACAGUUGUGCAUUUAAAUCUUAAAAAUAUACUUUCAAGUAGUUUAAAAACUUAACCACAAAAUAUUAAAUACUUUAAAA